AGUCGUGUAAAAAUAGUGGAUGCGAAAUGAGUCGUUCGUUCUCGUCGUACUGCAUGUCUGCGUUUCUUGUACGAUUAGUCUUGAUAGCGUAUGCCGACUUUCACGACUCGAACUUCGAUGUUCCGUACACGGAUGUGGAUUACAACGUGUUUACCGAUGCGGCUAGAUACGCACUGGAGCAACGGUCGCCUUUCGAGCGUCAUACCUAUCGGUACUCGCCGUUUUUGGCCUGGCUGUUGAUACCGAACAUCGUGGUCCACAGAGACUUUGGAAAGGUCCUGUUUUCCGUGAUCGAUAUAUUGAUCGCGUUCCUAAUUAGGGAGAUUCUUGCGCGACAGAAGUGUAACAAGUUCAUCAGAGACGUCUGUGCAGUUUUGUGGCUUUUCAAUCCGUUAACGUUGGUGAUCUCGACGAGAGGCAACGCAGACUCGCUCGCGGUGUUUUUAGUUAUGCUCACGUUGGACUUGUUACAGAGAAACAAAAUCGUAGCGGCCGGAUUGUUACACGGAGUGUCCGUGCACUUUCGAUUGUACCCGAUGAUAUUCAGUUUGCCCAUGUUCUUAUCUCUGUCCAAGAACAAUCGUUUUCUACCGAACAGGGAUCAAUGGAAGCUCGCGUUCAGUUGCGCGUUCUCCGUCUUUGCAUUAACGGCCAUAAGUUACUAUUUGUACGGCUUUAAGUUCUUAUACGAGAGUUUUCUGUAUCAUUUAGUGCGCAAGGAUACCAAGCACAAUUUCUCCGUGUAUUUCUACAUGCUCUAUUUAUCAGCCGAUGAGGCUCAGAAUUUGAUUCUGAAGCUUCUCAUGUUUUUGCCGCAAUUGAAUUUGUUGCUGAUGUCGGCGUAUUAUUAUUCGGAAAAGUCCAAUUUACCGUUUGCGAUGUUUGUUCAAGCGGCAAUCGCGGUAAUGUACAAUCCGGUAAUGACUUCCCAGUAUUUCUUCUGGUUUCUGUCUCUGUUACCUCUGUGUCUGCCGAAUAUCAAGAUGAGUAUAACUAGAUGCAUUUGUUUAGGAUGUUCCUGGGUCUUGAGUCAAGCCAUUUGGUUAUUCGCUGCUUACAAGCUGGAAUUCCAAAGUUUUAAUUCGUUCUACUUCCUUUGGCUCUCUGGCCUCCUAUUUUUCUCCGUUAACGUAAAAGUUUUAGUAGACAUUAUUCGUCAUUAUAAAAGUUAGUUACAAGUACGCAAUAUUUGUCGCAGCAAUAUGCACGUUAUUUCAAAAUAAAUUAUUUCAAAACUCAA
This is a messenger RNA of Ooceraea biroi (clonal raider ant), 1240 nucleotides long. Its product is annotated as Phosphatidylinositol glycan anchor biosynthesis class M. Gene Ontology annotation, cellular component: glycosylphosphatidylinositol-mannosyltransferase I complex; membrane. NCBI's taxonomy places the organism in Eukaryota, Metazoa, Arthropoda, Insecta, Hymenoptera, Formicidae. The record is from RefSeq and is a predicted model, not a curated record. Gene Ontology annotation, molecular function: GPI mannosyltransferase activity; alpha-1,4-mannosyltransferase activity. Gene Ontology annotation, biological process: GPI anchor biosynthetic process.